UGAUCUUCCUUUUCUUUUAAAUCAAUGUAUUCAACGAAAUUCUUGCGUACUUCCAUCAACAAAAUUCUUCCGGGAGAGCCAUGAAGUCCAAGCCGCUAGUACAACAUGCCUAUGGAGGAAUCGACACUCAGCUUGUGACUUGUGAGAGCCCCUUUGUACAUAUUUGAUUUCACCAUUCUCUCUGAUCUGAGAGAGAUGUCAAAACGCUUAACAGAUUAUGAGAACUCUAUUGCUGCCCUUGUUGUGAACGUGAUAUGCUCUUUCUAUACACUUUUUCUUUUGGACAGGAUUGUGUUACACAUAAUUGCACCUUGUCUUUCUGGAAGCACUGCGUCCUUUAAGCUACAGACAAGGAAGAAGAAGAAAGAAACUGUCCCACAGUCGAUAAGCAUCCCCCCUGUUGCCACUGGUGGAGAGCCAGAAUUCAUGACUGUCAAAAUUGUGAUGAUGAUCACCCAUUCUGACAUGGAUCGGGGAUUUGGAGCAGCUACUGUUGCAGAUCAGCUGGUUGCAGCAGCAAUCACUUAACCUGCAAUUUUACCGGAUUUCCACUGUGGAUUACAUCAAGUUCAUGCAGAUAGUACACAUGAACUUCAAGUCUGCGCAGCCG
Selaginella moellendorffii is the source of this 610-nucleotide messenger RNA. RefSeq lists its product as uncharacterized. The record is from RefSeq and is a predicted model, not a curated record. Lineage: Eukaryota; Viridiplantae; Streptophyta; Lycopodiopsida; Selaginellales; Selaginellaceae. The transcript has 5 exons. Bases 196 to 528 code for a protein of 110 amino acids.